AUGCCACGUAAGCUACGUAAGAAUAUACGUAAGAGGAAGGGAGCAUUGAAACAUCCAAUAGUAAAACUGACACCACAACAACAGUUGCAACAACAAAUGAUGAAUGACCCCACUAUGUUGCAACAAAUGUCAAGCAACCCUAUGCUUUUAAACCGAGUUAUUGGUGCACAGAGUGGAGGUUUAAGAGCGGCACUUUUAGCGAAAAUGGCAGGCUAUGGUGGAGCUGCAGAUGGAACAGCUUAUAACCCUCAAAGUCAAAUGAAUUUGAGUUCACUCAAAAAUCAAAUAACAGAUGUCAAAAAGUCAAACAUAG
Molecule: messenger RNA, 313 nt
Organism: Trichomonas vaginalis G3
Lineage: Eukaryota; Parabasalia; Trichomonadida; Trichomonadidae
Product: protein of unknown function, DUF4106 family
Exons: 1
Source: RefSeq, a predicted model, not a curated record